AUGGAAUAUCUAAGUGAUCAGCUCAAUAAAUGUACGAGUGAUAAGCACAUCUACAAGUUCUUAUUUAAAAUUAGGGCUAAUUUUAUCAAUAAUGCUGCAGAUAUCGAUAAAUUGUUGAAGCAGAAAUUCGUUGGACAUUUAGCAACAGUUCUAAGUAAAAGGGUUGAAAAGAACUUCCAGUCAGAGGAAAAUAAUAAAAUCAUAGAUGUUUUGUUAUCAAUCUUAGCUAAUUGCACUUAUAAUAACAAAACUGCCACAAAUCAGGUUUACGAUGCAAACAUCAUAGAAAGUUUGAUGACAAUUAUUAAUAAGAGCGAAAAUGGGAUAUUGAUGGCCAAAACGUGCAGACUUCUUGGUAAUUUAGUUCAAAAAAAUGAGAAACUUGGAAUAAGUUUUGAGCAAGCUGGAGCUGCUUUAAGUCUAUCGAAUUGCUUGUCUGAAAAAAGCAUAUCAAUGUUAAGUACCAUGAGUUUAAGAGCGUUACGAUUGAUGUGGAUCUCGAGAAGGAAGUUUCGAUUUGAAAUUUUGUCAUUAGGUACAAUUUUUAAAAUAAUCUCAUGCCUUCGUAAUACUUUAAAAAGUGAGUUUAAAAAGGAUGCAAAUGAAGUUGAAGCAGUCCCAUCAAAUAUGGUAAUCCUUAAAAGAGACAGCGAACCCGACCGUUUAAUCUCAAAACAAAAGUUAUCCAGUAUUUUGACAAAGAUGGAAACACAAAAUGUAGAAACGAAAUACGAAAUAUUAAGAACCGAGAAAAAUAAUUAUGAGUUUGCAAUUCCAACAUCAAAAGACAAUAUAGAACUUAUCACUGGACUUUUAAAACUGCUCCUUACAGUUACAGGAACAUCAUCGUUACUUACACAAAUUGCCAAAAAUGUUUAUGCUGAUGGCUUAGGAAUCGAGUGCUUGCUAUAUCUAAUCGAAGAAUCUCCAAAAUUUCGUGGAUCUGCUUUAAAAAUUUUGUCCAAUCUUUCCUUCAGCUCAAAUUCACAAGAAUAUCUCGGUAUAAACAAUGAACUAAUACCGACUAUAAGUAGCUUAUUAAUGAAAUAUGAGACAUUGGAAUUAAAUGAACAAAGGAAUUGCCUUGAAAUUUUAUGCUUAUCGACAGAAAACUCAUGCAACAGACUAAAAUUAAAAAGAAGCGGUGUCUUUAAGAUAUUGCUGUCUAUAGCAUCUAAUUCAAAGAUCCGAGAAGAAUUGAAUCUCCUAAUUUUUGCAUUCUUUCAAUACCGCUACGAUGAAGAUAGUCUAAACUUGUUGAUCCAACUCAAUCUAAUUAAUGUUUUAAUGAAAGUCAUUAAUGACAUAAUUGAAAAUAAAAAGGUGGAUCACAUAAAAGUCGAUGAUUCUGAUAAGGAUCGAAAGGAUGAACAAAAGACUAAACAUCAAAGAAAAAGAAUUAGCACUGAACCGUUACAAUUUGGUGGAUAUACUAAAUUUAUGCGUUUCGAAUCGAAUUCUCCAUCAAGCAGCGGAUAUGGGAGUUAUCAAUACAGCCCUAGUCGUUCCUCUUCAGACGGCUUUUCGCCAUAUAAUUCACCACAAAGAUGCUAUCAAGAUUAUAACUCAGAUUCUAAUGAAUAUUCGCCUGUUUGUAGUGAUAAUGAAGAAAAUAGUGAAACAUCUAAAAAGCAGGAUAAAGACUUUGAUAUUCUUGAUUUUAUUUAUAAUAACGAUGAAAUUGGUCGAUAUGAAGUAAACGAACAGCAAAAAGAUAUUGGAGAAAUUGAAGAUGAAACAACAAGUUUAACAUUAAAUGAUCAUGAUUCGGAUGACGAAAGCGGCACAAAAAUGGAAAUACAUCAAAGUAGUAGCAGUAAAAAUCUUCCUGAAACACUGAAGAGCAUUGAAGCAGAUAACUUGCAAUAUGUUUUGCUACUAUUGUGGAAGGUUUCCAUAAAUCAUAACGAUGCUUUAGCAUUUACAAACAUAAAAAACUUAUCAAUAUUAAUUAGAGUAUAUGGCUUAGUCAAAAAGCCACAUGAAAAGAUUUAUCAAAUUUUGCAAAAUAUUUUAGAGCAAACUAGGAAUUUCGUUCCGAUUUUUAUACGACAAGAUUUUGUAUUUCAAAUUUAUGACACAGCCAAUACAGAUUUUAAUCAUUUAAAGUGUUAUUCCUGUGAUAAAAUGAAAGUAACGGGAUUUCAGUUGCUGAAGGAUUUUCGAAAGGUUGCAGAAGGAGGCUAUGGUCAAGGACAAAUUGCAGAUAUUUUAUUGCAGGAUCAAAUUGAGUUAAAAAGAAAGGUUGCCACCAAACUAAUAUACGUUAUAUCAUCUCCUGAAAUUCUCAAUAAAUUUCUUUUUAAUUUCGGUGCUUUGGAUAUAAUUAUGGAUACUAUUUAUAGCAAUGAUGAGGUCCUAUCAGUGGCUGCCUGCAAUGGAAUCACAAUUUUAUCAAAUAAUUUAAACAUUCGAAUUCCGUCAGAAGAUGACGUAUUCCAAAGAAUCAUUCCUGAUGAAUUUGAAUUAGAAAACUCGGAAAAAGAAGAUUCGAGCAAUGAACAAGUUAAAUUUAUAUUGAAAGAUGGAGAUGCAUUGUUUGAUAAAGACCUUCUAAUGGCUUCAAGUGAGGUAUUUAACUCCAUGUUUUCGGGCGAUUUUAGAGAAUCUAAUAAGAAUGAAGUGAAAUUUCCUAACUACACUGUUUUAGGAAUGAAAUAUUUCUUUCAAUUGGUUAAAAUGAGCAAAGAAAAUAAACUAAAACCCAUUGCACCGAAAAUUGAUAAUAUGGAUGUAGUUCUUCAAGCAUACGAGUUGUCAAUUCUUUACAUCAUGACAGAUAUACAGCAGCCUCUUCUAAAUAUUAUCAAAGUCAUUCUGGAUGAAACUAAUGUCAAAAGAAUUUUCGAAUGGUCUAUAAGAAACAUUAAUCAGGACCUUCUUAUUUCAUCCAUAUGCUAUUACUUGUGCGGUGCAAUUGACGGAAAAACGAAGCUGAAGCUAUAUCUUGAAGUUAAAGAAUCACAAUAUAGCAAGGAAUUUAAAGACCUCAUAUUUGAUUGUAUUUUAAUGAAAUGUAAACCUAUUGACGAUUAA
Chironomus riparius is the source of this 3036-nucleotide messenger RNA. The record is from the annotation of a GenBank genome assembly. NCBI's taxonomy places the organism in Eukaryota, Metazoa, Arthropoda, Insecta, Diptera, Chironomidae.